Messenger RNA from Nicotiana tabacum (common tobacco), 2524 nucleotides. RefSeq lists its product as uncharacterized. NCBI's taxonomy places the organism in Eukaryota, Viridiplantae, Streptophyta, Magnoliopsida, Solanales, Solanaceae. The record is from RefSeq and is a predicted model, not a curated record. Gene Ontology annotation, molecular function: ATP hydrolysis activity; ATP binding. Gene Ontology annotation, cellular component: cytoplasm; mitochondrion.
CGCACUUUUCUAACGAACCUCAUUCUCCACACGCUGCUUCUCCGUUUCGUGCAAAUGAGAAAGCUUUCUGUUUUUCUUUCUCUUGGAUUGUCUCACAGAUCCUCCAAAUUCCGCAGCAGCAGCAGCAGCAGCAGUAAUAAUAAUGCUCUUCGCUUUUACUGCAAUUCCCCUUCUCCCUCCAACAAUCCUGGCUUUUUUGAAAAACAUUAUGACGGUGGUGUCUAGGCCAGUUUGCGGCGCAACUCGACUACUCCACUAGGUACCUACUAGGCCAACCAGCACAGCUACCAGCUUAUCAUUGAACGUUGGAGAUGCUAAUGCUUGAGAGUAUGGAGUUCCAUUCACAAGUCACUAGCAGAAAGCUCAGUUCUCUAUGUGAACAAGGCAGUUUUCAUGGACUACUUGCACAUUAUAGGAGUCUUGUUGAUCAGGGGAAACUGCAGCAUGAUCCUUACCAGGAAAAAGUUGCUUCUGAACUAGAAAAUCUUCUUGGAAGGUUGGUGCAAUAUGAAAAGGACAUGGAGGAAUAUCAUGCAAAACUUGCACAGUGGGAGGAUAAUAGGGAAAAUCAGAGGCGUAAGCUUCUUACGGAGGAAGCUGAGGCCAAACAACAAGGUGCAUUUACACCAAUAAACAAAUCUCGCAAUAUUUUCCAAAGGUGGAUGUCUCGGAAAGCUGAAGAUGUAGAAGAGGGAGUCGGGAAAUGGGUUUCAUAUCUUAAUCGCGAGAAGAAGUUAGACUCACUAGUCGGUCGCCGUCCUGCUGCUCCUCCAGCCCCAAAAGGACUAUACCUAUAUGGCAAUGUUGGGAGUGGGAAGACAAUGCUUAUGGAUAUGUUUUAUAAGGCCAGUGAUGGAAUUGUGAAACAUCGAAGAAGGUUUCACUUUCACGAGGCUAUGCUUGAAAUUAAUGAACAUAUGCAUAAAAUUUGGAAGACUCAGAUGGAACAAAAGUCUCUGCAGUCAAGUAUUUCUGGUUGGGUCAUGAAUCUUCCUUUUGAUUCAAAAGUUAAAGAAUGGAUAGCUGCUGAAGAAAGAUAUAAGCAAGAGGUGCAGAUGAAAAACAUUCUUUUGGACGUAGCUGACAAGUUUCUUGUUAACCAGGCAGGUCGUAGGAGAGGUGCUAGCAUCCUUUGCUUUGAUGAAAUACAGACAGUUGAUGUUUUUGCUAUUGUGGCAUUAUCUGGAAUUCUUAGUAGAUUGUUGAGUACUGGAACUGUUCUGGUGGCAACCAGUAAUCGUGCUCCAACGGAUUUAAACCAGGAUGGUAUGCAAAAGGAGAUCUUUCAGAAGCUACUAAAAAACCUUGAGAAGCAUUGUGAAACAGUUCUAAUAGGAAGUGAAGUUGAUUAUCGCCGCCUUAUUGCUCAGAGAUCUAUAGACCAGGUCCACUACAUUUGGCCUCUUAAUAGCAACACUAAACGAGAAUUUGAGGAUAUUUGGAAUAAGAUCAGUAAAGAGGCCAGAGGAAGCAUCACUUCACAGACUAUUCCUGUGAUGUUUGGAAGAAUAUUGGAAGUUCCUGAGAGCUGCAAUGGGGUGGCACGGUUCACCUUUGAAUAUCUCUGUGGUCGGCCGCUUGGAGCAGCAGAUUACAUUGCAGUGGCUAAAAACUAUCACACUGUUUUCAUUUCUGAUAUUCCUAGUAUGAGCAUGCGUAUCCGUGACAAGGCAAGAAGGUUUAUCACCCUCAUCGAUGAAUUGUACAAUCAUCAUUGCUGCCUAUAUUGCGCUGCUGACUCUUCAGUAGAGGAUCUAUUUCAAGGAACAGAAGAAGGAACACUUUUUGAUUUGGAAAGUUUCCAGUUUGAGACAGAGAUGGAAGGUACGAAGCUCCGGCGAGAUGUUUUAGCUGAAGGCAGUGUUAGUUCAGGAGGUGCUCCAUCUGGCAUUACUUCCAUGCUAUCUGGUCAAGAGGAGAAGUUUGCAUUUCGACGAGCUGUCUCCCGCUUGAUUGAGAUGCAGACGCCUUUAUACCUUGAAGCAGUUCAGCAUUUCCAUCCUUAUUUUGAUUCUUCGCACAGAGAGUUUGAAACAUUUAGUGCCAAUUAAGGACGAUGGUCUAUGUGAAGAGGUGUAUGUAUAAGAUAUUUGUUGACGAUUCUUUUCCACCCUUCCAAUUGUCUUGUUCCUAGUUCUCUUUUUGGGACAAGACAGGCUUUUCUAGGAGAAAAGAAGAGAAAAUAAAAAGGAAGCGAGGGGUGGCAUAAACAUAGGAUAGUCCUGUGAGGUUUCUCAUGAUUAAAGACGAUGUAUUAGACAAAAUGGCUCUAGUUAUCUUGUUUCAGAUUGCAAAGUUAAUUUCUUGGUUAGCUAGAUCAAUAAGAAAGGAAAUGUUUUGUCUUUUGGCAUUUAGCCAUCGAUUCCAGUUCCUCCUCCUCUGCAGUAUGAAGAGAAAGGAAUUAAAAAACUGGAAAAAUGAGAAGCCUUUUGAGCUUAGUGCUUUCAGUUUGCAGCAUUUUCAAAGUUUGAAAGGUAAUCUAACAAGGUGCUUAUUGUGGUCAGUUAAGUUUUGAGACAUUACA